Aspergillus nidulans FGSC A4 is the source of this 1808-nucleotide messenger RNA. RefSeq names its product DEAD/DEAH box helicase. The coding region runs from base 1 to 1704 and encodes 567 amino acids. Gene Ontology annotation, molecular function: nucleotide binding; RNA helicase activity; nucleic acid binding. The transcript has a single exon. NCBI's taxonomy places the organism in Eukaryota, Fungi, Ascomycota, Eurotiomycetes, Eurotiales, Aspergillaceae. The record is from RefSeq and is a predicted model, not a curated record.
AUGCAGAGCGCUACAGACGGCCUCCAGCCAUACAGCUCUAUGGCCGGCAAACUCGACCAGAAGCUGCUUCAAGCCCUCAACGUGCUGGGCUUCGAGUACAUGUCGCCCGUGCAGCAGCGAGUCCUCACAGAGCUUCCCACAUGGCGCAGCGACUGUCUCGUGCAGGCAAAAACAGGCACCGGUAAAACUGUGGCUUUUUUGCUGCCUGCUUUGCAUUGCUUAAUACAAGGCCAGAGCCAGGUCAGGAGAGGGCAAGUGGCGAUCCUCAUCAUCACGCCAACCAGAGAGCUCGCACAGCAGAUCGCCAAGUCAUGCGAUGAGCUUACCUCACAGCUUUCAAGACCGCUGGAAUGUCAUAUUGCUGUUGGUGGGACCGCGCGAGCGUCCGCGCACUCGCGGUUCAUGAACGGGGACCCGUCCAUUCUUGUAGCUACACCUGGGCGGCUGAAGGAUUACCUCUCUGAGUCUGAGACUGCAGAGAAGCUCAAGGAUAUCCAGACCCUCGUUCUGGAUGAAGCGGACACGAUGCUCGAGACCGGGUUCCUGGCGGACGUCAAGCAGAUCCUCAAGCUGAUCCCGUCAAAGAGCACCGGUUGGCAAGGUAUGUGCUUCUCAGCCACUCUACCACCAAAGGUCAAGGAUGUGGUCAGCGUUGUCUUGAAUCCAGGGUACACCAGCAUUUCGACAGUGGACAAGAACGAACCGCCCACCCACGAGCGCGUGCCUCAGUACUAUGUCCUUAUGCCCUCCGUAGCCGAAACAUUCACGACCCUCUCCUCCCUCUUGGCCCACGAGUCCAAGAAGAAUACCAAGAUCAUCGUCUUCGGCGUCACAGCCAACAUGGUCGCCCUUUCUCACAGCGCCUUCGCCAACGGCCUCACGCCCCUUAAGGUCUUUGAGAUCCACUCCCGCCUCUCGCAGUCUGCGCGCACAAGGACAACCUCCCAGUUCAAAGAAGCAGACGCAGGCAUCCUCUUCGCGUCCGAUGUCAUUGGCCGCGGUAUGGACUUCCCCAACGUCGACUUGGUAGUCCAAGUCGGGCUCCCCUCCAACGCCGAGCAAUACGUCCACCGCGUCGGGCGCACUGCCCGCGCUGGCAACGACGGCCGCGCAGUCAUCCUUCUAACAGAGUCCGAGUCCUUCUUCCUUAAAGCAAACCGCCAUCUUCCCAUCCAGCCGCACCCAGACGCAAGCAGUAUCCUCGCCAAUGCCACUAGCUGCAGUCCAGCCGUCACACAGGCCAUGUACGCCGUCGACGAGACGACGAAGCAGCGCGCCUACUCAUCGUACAUCGGCUUUUUCGCUGGGUCAGGACUAAUGAAGCAGCUCCGUCUCGAUAAGCCCGGUCUCGUACAGCUGGCUAAUGAGCUCGCUAUUAAGGGCAUGGCUUGCCCAGAGCCCCCGCCUAUGGAUAAAAAGAUCGUCGGCAAGAUGGGGCUCAAGGGUGUUCCGGGCUUCAACUACGCGAGCGCGGAGCAGUUGGCUGCUGCUAGACCCAAACACCGGGGUCCGCCUCAUGCUAAGGCUAAUGGCAAUGGCACUGGUACUAAUGGGACACCGCCCCAUGCUAGAGCGAGGGAUGCGCCCAGUGCUGGGACGGGAAGGGGCGAGCGGAAUGGGGGGGAGAAGAGGCGCGGUGGGCGGCGCGGUGGACGCGCAGGACGGGGAGCUAAUGGAGGACGGGGUGGGCAACAGAGUGUCUGAUAUACACGCGUGAAUGGCAGAGAUUAAGGAAGGGUGUGGCCCAGUCUAGUGGUAACCUGCAUCUUCAAUUCAAUGACUGCGCUUUGAUAGAGCUAGAAUAGACA